This is a messenger RNA of Ustilaginoidea virens, 369 nucleotides long. RefSeq lists its product as uncharacterized. The transcript is spliced from 5 exons. The coding region runs from base 1 to 369 and encodes 122 amino acids. Lineage: Eukaryota; Fungi; Ascomycota; Sordariomycetes; Hypocreales; Clavicipitaceae. The record is from RefSeq and is a predicted model, not a curated record.
AUGUGCAACUACAUCUAUAAAGAGAUGAGCUGCCAACAUCACUACCAUUUGGUGGAAUCGUGGUGCUCCAAGUACAUCGAAACAGAACGGAGAUGUCCGCCUACAAUUGUGAGCAAACAGUAUUGGGGUGACGAUAUCUGUUCGGCCUGCCGCGAACGACAGCAACCAAGCAAUCAUCCUUGCGCAAAGCUGAUUCAACGGCCAGCCCCGAAGACACCAUCCUCGUAUCAACAUGUGGUGGCACGCACUCCAGGACAGAUGAGAAGGUUAAAUCUCAACAGGAGGACUGGGACGCUGGCAGAGACGGUCAAAUCUCUCCCUUUACUGCAAUGGCCCAUUGUGACGGCUGCGCAAAGCAGAUGUCCUUGA